This is a messenger RNA of Patiria miniata (bat star), 1531 nucleotides long. Its product is annotated as microfibril-associated glycoprotein 4-like. The transcript has a single exon. The record is from RefSeq and is a predicted model, not a curated record. NCBI's taxonomy places the organism in Eukaryota, Metazoa, Echinodermata, Asteroidea, Valvatida, Asterinidae. Bases 272 to 1276 code for a protein of 334 amino acids.
AAAGGGCAUUUUAUACCGAGGCUCAUCUAGCUCUAAGCGUGCGGUUAAUAGAAGCUCGCUCUUAGGAGACACUGGUAGAUUGAAUAUUACAGCGAACCAGAGCGUUUAGUACCGACCUUCAUCUGUGGAAAACUAGGGUUUACUCGGGUUUUCAGGUUUGCUGUAAACAACUGAAGAACAUUAAGGCAGCCUCUUGCGAAGUUCUACUGUAAUCGGAACCCAUAUCACCUGUUUAUCGAUUUGCGUGCAACAUUAGAGCAAUAUUUCUUUCAUGAUGCGUUUAAUCGAAGGCGCUGCACUUUUGAUUUGUACGGUAACGUUGAUUCAAGACAGUCGGAGCGAAUGUCUGUCACGAUAUGAACGAAAAUUUUACCCAGCCAAUAAUCGUGCACUACAGAAUCACGUGUACCAGCGAAAGACAGGAGUUUCCCCCGUAGUCUGUGGUCGAGACUGCUCCAUGGACGUAAAGUGUGCGUCAUUCAACUACAACACCAGCAGCCAAACCUGCCAGCUGAACAAAGAAUCCCAGUCGACAACAUCACAAGAUUUUAUAACACGACCUCAAAGCCUUUAUUUCGACGGUCAUGAGAGCACUCUGACAUUCUCGGCACAUCAGGGCAGCUGCCAGGAGUUGUACGAAGAUGGCUCCCUGGGCAAUGGCAUCUACACCAUCUAUCCUCCCGGUAUGACUGACGGCGUGCAGGUCUACUGCGACAUGGUCACCGAGGGAGGCGGAUGGACUGUGAUUCAGAGGCGUCAAGACGGCUCGGUCGACUUCUACCGCAACUGGACCGAAUACCAGUCUGGCUUCGGUCAACUCAGCGGCGAGUUCUGGCUUGGGAAUAAUGCCCUUCGCGCCCUCACUGCGUCGUCAGCGAAGUGGCAACUGCGCGUGGAUCUUGAAGACUGGGAUGGUGACAUGAGGUGGGCUGAAUACGGUGAGUUUAGUGUUCAAGGGAAGAAGUACUCACUCCGGAUCGGAUAUUACGAUGAUAAUAGUACCCUUCCUGACUCAUUGAUUCGUCACAACGGCUAUAAUUUCUCCACGAAGGAUCAAGACAACGACAUACUAGCUAGUACUAGCUGUGCUGUGGAUUUUGAAGGCGCCUGGUGGUACAGAAGUUGCCAUACUUCAAAUCUCAAUGGGAAAUAUUACCACCAAGGUAAUGUCCCAUUUGGACAAGGAAUACAAUGGAAAUUAUGGAAAGGUUUUUACUACUCAUUUAAGAAGUGUAGCAUGAAAAUAAGGGAAGUUCCCAAAGACGCAAUGAACUGAUUUAAAAAACGUGAGGUAGGUACAGACUUUUAUUUCCCUUUGACAUGUUAAGUCGGCGCGUUACGGUAACAAUACAGAAAACAAAGAAAUCUAUAAAGAUAACAUCGAUGAUAAUUAUUAGUUGGAAGGAAUGAGUGAAAUGGGAAGAGUAGACAAACAUGCUUCGCUGUCUUAUCAUCUAAAACGAUAGUUCCCAUUUUUAAAAAUAUCUUGAUCGUGCCAACAAAUGAAAUUUCCACUUGUAUUAAGAAUCGA